AUGAUCGACCCGUUCAGCGUCGGUUUUGCCUUCUCUGGCAUCAUGGCCAUCCUGAUGGCCGUGUGUAGCGGAGGCAACUUCGUCUACGAAUUCCUCAGCGAGCAACUCCUCUAUUGGAGAAUCACCGACCUUCUCUUCUCCAUCGCCUUCGCGUGGUUCUUCACACACACCCUCAUCGCAGGGUUCUAUUUCUAUCUGGCAUUCAUCAACCCAAUGAUUGGUACUUACGUGCCUUUCUUGAGAAUCUCGGACGAAACCACUGAAAAGGCGAAUGAGCUUUUACAACACUACGCAGCCUACAAUCUCAUCCCAUACGGAUCUAACGCCGUAUCCUCUCUCGUGACCGCGGGUGUUUUCAUCCUGCAGGCAGUCUACGGACUGAAGCACUUCGCCGCCGACGCCUACUUUGGGAUCGGCCGAGUUCUGUCAUCUCGUCAACCAGCCAUCAUCCGUACCAGCAAGCAAAUUCCCACUCCUCAGCCACCUACGGAUCGGAAAGUUCCUGUAUUUGUACCAGCUCCAUCCGAAGUCAACCGCUGCACCCGGAAGAAGGAUGCUUGCGAUGGAAUUCGAGAACGUCUCUCUCAGUCGUUGAAGCAAGGCAAUCUGUACGCGUUUGAGUUGAGCAAACUUGACGAGAACGAGCUGGACCUACGGGCAGCUCUGAAGAUAGAACAACAACGCAAUCGCUACGUCAUCAACACUCUCAAUCAGGCCAAGUUGCAGCUCUCUGAGCACCAGGAAGACAGUAACACGAUCGAAAGACUGCAGCAAGAACUGGAAGGGAUGAAGAAGCAGGUCGAGGAGGCCGAAUACCGAGCCAAAGACGCUGAAGGCUGCCUCAGAAGUGCAAACAGCUACGCCGAUAGCAUUACGGAGAGAAAGAAUUCUCAGAUCCAGAAACUCCAGACGAUUUUCCGCGAAUACGUCCUCAGCAAGAGGGACGAGCUUGGCGGACUAUACAACGAGGUCAAGGCACUGAAGCGUGAUCGCAGCAGUCCAGACAGUAAAGCCCUUCAAGAAAAGUUGGAGGCUCAGGCGGCCAAAAACGGAGUCACCAUUACCGAGAAAGAGGCAAGAAUUACGACGUUGGAGGCAGAAGUAACCGCUCUGAAGGCGGCCCAGGAGGAGAAGGAGAAGAUGUUGGAUGAUGUCAAGACCGACAACGAGAACAUGUCUCGAGACCUUCAAGCCAUGGAGAUGCAGGUCAGAGAAACCAAGACUGCUGCAGCGACAGGCCACGAGUUGGCUAUAAUCACCAAAGACUCCAAUGUCAUCAACGAACUUGAGGAAAAGCUGGCCGCGACCAAGGCAGCCCUUUCAUUCGCCCAGUCUUCGGCCGCUUUUGAGCUAUCAAUCAAGCGGAGGGAGGCAAAGGACCAGCAAGCCGAUCAUCGCGAUACCGAAAGGAGGAUGGCGGCGAUCAUUAACGAGCUACGCGGGGAGUUGACCAAUGUGAAGGCCCAAGCCGAGACCACCAUUGAAUCCCACGCCUCCCAGCUCAGAGAGGCAGCAGAGUUCAAAUUGGAGGCUGAGCGCAUCGUUGCUGGCCUGCGCGACCAAGCAGAGCAGAUGCGCCAAGACAACGAGGCCUUCAGAGAGCAGGCGCAGCAUAUGGCUGACCAGGACCCUCGCAUUGCGCUGCUGCAGCAAGAACGAGAUGCCGCGAUCGAGAACAACCGGCGCAUAGAGGAAGCAGCAACGGCAGCAGUCCACGAGAAGGAGGAGCAAGUCGCCAAGUUGGAGACUGACCUGCGUACUAUUCGCAAGGAGAAGGAGGAAGGCGACGCGGAUGCCGACAAACUCAUGGAGGAUUUUGUCGAAGAAGUAGAGAAGCACGAGGAGACGCUCAAGUCAGAGAAGGCUGCUCGAGAACUCGUCAUUGAGCUGAAGGAGGCCGCCCAAGAUCAACUUGCCGAACAAGAGAGCCUGAAGGCGGAGAUUGACCAGCUCAACGAAGAGUAUAACAAAUUGGCAGUGUCGAAGAGAGAGUUCGCCGACCAGGAGCUGCUCAAUUCCAACCUGGCCAGGAAGAGCAAGAAGAAGGAACUUGCAACCAAGGAUGGCAUCAUCGACCUUAUUAAAAAGGCCCACGAGAGCGUCAUGGCCAAAAAGGACGCUGAGAUUGCGCGCCUCGAUGCGGAGUCUAAGAAAUACAAGACGCGCUACUCCAGCGGCUGCGACAGCAACACAAAACUGCGCGACAAGACCGAGCAGGCUCGAAAGGACCUCAAGCUCUUGGCCGCCACGAUCAGGGACCUCGAGAACCGGGCCAAGAACCCCACCAAGCACCGAUCCGCGCUCACGGCGUUGGAAAGCGGAACUGCCACCAAAGUAGUGGAGCAGAUUGAGCAGGGCGAGCAUCUGCUUUUCAGGAGCUCGUCCCCCAUUCGCGCUACAAAGGGAGGAAAUGUCGCUCAGGGAAGCAAGGACGCGAAGCCGAAGCGAGAGAUUUUGCCCUUGAGAAGACGGGCUGCACAGCUUCCGCAGAAUGCGGAGACUCCUGAGGCGGAGAUGGAGGAGUGA
Messenger RNA from Colletotrichum orchidophilum, 2526 nucleotides. RefSeq lists its product as uncharacterized. NCBI's taxonomy places the organism in Eukaryota, Fungi, Ascomycota, Sordariomycetes, Glomerellales, Glomerellaceae. The coding region runs from base 1 to 2526 and encodes 841 amino acids. The record is from RefSeq and is a predicted model, not a curated record. The transcript has a single exon.